CUUAGUAAUGGUUACACGUAGCAUUAAUUGGUACCAGUUUUAUUAAUGGUACGAGUACUACUGAUUUGGUACCAGUCUUAUUAAUGGUUAUCAGUGGCAUGAAUUUGGCAUCAAUACUAUUGAUUUGUUAAUAGUAUCAUUGAUUUGGUACUAGUGAAGAGAUAUUUCUAUAGGCAGUGGAGAAGGUACUGAAUUUUCACAAUCAAACACCAAACCAAUUGUUCCAAUGUAAGCAACAGUACUUUACCCAAGAUCAAAUUAAAGACAAGAAAUACCCAUCAACUUCUUCAUACUUGGAAACGUACAUGAAGUAAUUAUGCUACUCUUUAAAUCCAACACACAACCUAGCCCAACCUAGCCCAACCUUCUUCUCAUCCGAAAUACCGGCCUCCAUAAUCUCGAUGAUUGAAGUAGGACUGCACUUCUUCUUGAAGGUGCUUUGACUUGACGCUACAGUCUGUUGCUUCUUCUUCUUGUUGCGACUCUUUGUUUCCUCAUCACGUGGUCGUUUUUUACUAGGCCCAACACUCGAAUCACUUGAGUCCCCCAAGCGUAUUGCUACCUGUCGAGAUGCACAACCAUCAGGUUGUGUGUUAUCCCGGAUGAUAUAGCUGAGAUCUUUGUUCUGCCAUUCCUGCAACAACAACAAAAAAUGCUUGGUACGAAUUUUUACUCAAAACUUCAAGAGGGUUAUCUUGUCACAGAGAUCCACACUUCUAAUAUGAUAUCACUACACAAGUACUGCUACUACUACUACUAGCAAUGUAGAAUGUUACUGUACAAUACUACUACUAACAAUCUAGAAUGUUAUUGGUACCAAUCAGUAUGUAAUGGUUACUCUUCAGUGGUACUACUACAAAUCAAUUGGUACCAGUCCCACUACAGAUAGAACAAGUUGUGUCAUUCCAUUAAACUACCACUAUUAGCAUACCACUGUCAUUGGUACCAGUAACACAAUUACCAUUACAACGGAUACCAAUAGAAAACUACCAUUCAAUCAUACCGAAACGAAUACAACGGUACCUGAAGCCCCCAUAAGUGGUACUUGUACCAAUAAGUGUGUACUUUUAUCAAUUCAUUGUUACCGGUACAAAUCAAUUGGUAUUACUAUCACUACAUCUAGAACAAGUUAUACCAUUCCAUUAAACCACCACUAUUAGCAUAUCAAUGUUAUGGGUACCAGUAACACAACUACCACUAGCACUAUACGAAUUUAAGACUACCAAUGGAUCAUACCAACACCAAACAAACACACCACACAAGAAAGACAGGCCUGCAUGUGGCUUAUUCCAACGUUGCAUUCGGAAAACAAAAGCAGUAGUGUAAAGAAACCUCACCGACGAUUGUUUGCACGACCGCAGAAACGAACGACGGCGAAAAGAUGUUCGCCUAUGCACUUAACCAAAAGGAGAAAAAAACUAGUUAGGAUAACCAGAAGUGAAUAGAAAAAGAUGAAGAAGUGGAGAGGAGCGAUAGAGCCGACGAAUCGGGGCGGGAAAGCAAGCAUAAAAGGAGACUAAAUGAAAAUCACAUAGUAAAAGUUUUGAUUUUACCUGAAUUACCUAUGCUCUGAAAAGUUUUGACAGUUGAUACACAGUCGUUAUUCAUCAGCAGAAAAUGCAUUUUUCUGGUGAAGUUCUGGGUACGCGCUCUAUAUUCAUGUACUUCUCCUAGACUGUUCUAUUAAUGAGGAAAGAUCAGACAAUUGUUGAUCUUUUUUUCUCUCCCCUUCAGCUUCUUCUCGUGGAUCUGGAAAACUCCCUCAGCUAAAUGCCAUCAACUCCAAGAUGGGAUGUUGCAAAUGGUGCUGGUGUCAUAGUAAGUGUGGUGAGGAAGUUGCUCAAUACGAGACUGUAACAUUACCUGUCCUGCAGCUUCUGUCCCUGCUCUCUUACUCCCUCCUCCAACUUCAGCUUUGGAUGAGCACUUGGUUGCUGGGUUGUUUCACAGGUGGUGAAUUUAGUGAUCACAUUGUUCAUUUAGUUUCAGGAAACUUACUUGUUCCUGCACCUUCACAUUGAUUACAUAAUGCGUUACUCUUGCUUGGAUUGGAUAUUAUGCUAUUGAGACUCUCAGUUCAGCACAAAUAAUGCUUCUUGGACUUUUAGAAGCACCUUCAUCAUGGACUCCUGUUACACUCCAUGCUGCAGUGCAGCUCGUGGAAGUCCUCUGAGCGUCCGAAGAUUAUGCAACUGGCAUCCUAGUGCGUCAUCAUUAUACAUUGCAAACUAUUCAUUUCCCAGAUGAAAACACGCCUUACUCAAAUGUCAGAUGCUCUUGGGCUACGGACAAUCGGACAUUAUCAAUUUGCUAAUGAACCUUGGAUCUCAUAUUUGUUUUAUUUUUUCACAACAUCUUGGAAAUGCGGCUUCCCAGAAAACUGGAUGCAUUUGCAUUUCUUACGUGCAAUAGGGGCUGCAUGUCGACGUGACCUGGUGUUGCUUGCCGAUGCUGCGGCUACCAUACUCUUCCGUAUACCAUUGAUCUUCCCGCCUCUGAGGCAAGUCAAUUGGAUUUUAGUUCAGCAUGAACCUUUUGGUGAAUACAUCUCAACAAACCGAAAGCAGAAAAAAUGUGAGCAUCAGGCUGUUGUUUCUUUCAAUUGUAAUAGCCUUAUUGAACAUGACCUUGACCUGCAAAAAUUAAUCCAUGACCAAAUAGUAGUGCCAGCAGCCAAAGCAACAAUCGAAGCUACCGCCCUGGUGAUCGCAUUCGCAUACAUGCUGUGUGCACAUGGUCCUGAAGUAGAGUGGAGAAUCUGCACAUGAAUAUUGUUACUGAAAGGAAAAUAUCUGAAGAUGUUUGACCAACUUUACAUCCUCAUGUUGCUCAUAUCCAUCUGGUGUAAUGUUUGAGCUUUCUCCAACCUUCCUAUGAACGCAAACCUCCAGGCUUGCCAUCAAAACGCUUCUUGCAGUGUACUUGUGCACUGACCCUCGUCCAUUCUAAUUGUUGCAAAAUGCUUCCAAAUCUUUACUUAGUUCAGGAGAUAAAUCGAUCACCGACCAUAUUUUAUAACCUAAAUUCAAAAAAAGUAAAAGAUCAUAUAAAAGACAAACCCAUAUUGUAUUUCCAAACGGAUGAAUUAUCAUUGCAGAGGGAACAACAACUAAGGUCUUCAGUAAGGACAGAGUAGCAGCACAAAGGGGGGAUUACUUUCCUGCUGGAUGAACUUUCUCUUGCUGAUAUCGUUUUUGAGUGAAAUUAACAACUGAAACAGUAUAUUUAUAUUGAACUCAAACAAUGAAUGGCAUUCCAAUUGAAAAGAGAAAGAAUAACAUUGGAUUAAAGAAUCUGGACCUCACAAUAAACAAAGGGAAUCUGGACGCUUGAGUCUCUGGGACUAGAAGUGAAAGACACAUUCGUAGGAAGAAAUAGUUUGAGUGAAA
Molecule: messenger RNA, 3389 nt
Organism: Linum trigynum
Lineage: Eukaryota; Viridiplantae; Streptophyta; Magnoliopsida; Malpighiales; Linaceae
Source: the annotation of a GenBank genome assembly